Messenger RNA from Carica papaya (papaya), 2938 nucleotides. Its product is annotated as Ikzf5 (DUF668). NCBI's taxonomy places the organism in Eukaryota, Viridiplantae, Streptophyta, Magnoliopsida, Brassicales, Caricaceae. Gene Ontology annotation, biological process: positive regulation of growth. The record is from RefSeq and is a predicted model, not a curated record.
GAUUUGACCAUGGCUCCCUUCCUUUGGAAAUGGGGCAAUUUGUAGUAAUUGGAAGGGAGUGGGUUUUCUUCGGCAGCUCCAGAGGCUGACAGUCUCAGCUCUCAACAGAAAAGUCUCCUCUGACUUCGCCUCUCCUCCUCCUUCCACUUCUUACUCUACUCUUCCUUUACCCCCUUCCAUUCCCCUGAUUUUCCUUGCAUCUUUUUUCACUCUUUGUUGCUCUCAUUGAUCUCUUCACAUCGUCACUAUUAUCAACCGGAGCUACAGAUUUCUCAUCCCUUUGUCUUGAUUGUAACAGUAAUAAUUCCUAUUGGAAAGUUACAAGGACAAGAAUCUUCUGCUUAUACUUGCAGAUCCGACCCCAGCUGUUGGUUUGCUUGCUGUUAAUGGGGUGGAGCUUCUAUAGUGAUCGGAAUUGGUGCCGUGGCGUUUUUGCAGGCUGUGUUUAUGUCUUUGAUGUGGUUUGAUGAUUGAGUUAGACAAUGAUCAUGUGGCUUUUAAUUUGCCACCGACCGCUUUGAAUUUGGACUUUCUUGAAUGAUUUUGGUAAAGCUCAGUUGCUAGUUGUUGUAUGUAAAUACUCAUACUAUUUGGCUGUAGCAUGUAAAAGGGCUAGAAAGGUUGAGAUACAAUUGGCUGUGAUCAUCGUGAUGGGUGGGCUUUGCUCGAGGAGAUCCACUGUAGAUAAUGCUCCCGGUGGAAGCUUUCCACAUGUUAAUGGUCAUUUGGAUGGUGGCUCUGGACUGGUUUUUCAGUCUCGUGCACUGCCAGCGAGAAUAAGUGACAACCCAGCUCCUCCUUUGGCUGGCGACAAUGUGGACAAACAGUUGAGACAACCUUUUACAUUCCCGGAGAGGAAUCCAGUUCAAUGUGUGACGGAUCCUGCUGAUAUCAACGAUGGCAUCCCUCGGUUGUCACGGGUUUUAUCUAACAAAUCUAGGUCAACAAAACCUAAGCAGGCUGCUGUUGCAAAGGUUUCAGAAGUGAGUUCUCUUCUGGGCAGAGCUGGCACUGCUGGGUUUGGAAAGGCAGUAGAGGUUUUGGACACACUUGGGAGUAGCAUGACAAAUUUAAAUCUUAACGGUGGAUUUACAUCUGGAAUGACAACAAAGGGGAAUAAAAUUGCAAUUUUGGCUUUUGAAGUUGCAAACACUAUAGUUAAGGGUGCCAAUUUGAUGCAGUCUCUUUCAAAGGAGAACAUUAGACAUUUAAAAGAGGUGGUUCUUCCCUCCGAGGGGGUGCAGAAGUUAAUAUCAAGAGAUAUGGAUGAACUCUUGAAAAUUGCUGCAGCUGAUAAAAGAGAAGAGUUAAAAAUUUUUUCGGGAGAAGUGGUACGCUUUGGAAACCGUUGUAAAGAUCCCCAAUGGCACAACUUGGAUCGCUACUUUGAAAAGUUGGGUUCAGAAUUUGCUGCACAGAAACAAUUGAAGGAAGAAGCAGACACCGUAAUGCGACAGUUGAUGACUUUGGUUCAGUAUACAGCUGAAUUGUAUCAUGAAUUGCAUGCAUUGGACAGAUUUGAACAAGACUAUCGACGCAAGCUUCAAGAAGAGGAAAACUCAAAUGCCGCUCAGAGAGGAGAUAGCCUUGCAAUCUUGAGAGCAGAAUUGAAGAGUCAAAAGAAGCAUGUAAAAAGUUUGAAGAAAAAAUCACUUUGGUCCAAGAUUUUGGAGGAGGUGAUGGAGAAACUUGUGGAUAUUGUUCAUUUCUUGCAUUUGGAGAUCCAGGAAGCCUUUGGCAGCACAGAUGCUGAUAAGCCAGUAAAAGGUUCUCUGAACAGUCAUAAAAAGUUGGGAUCUGCUGGUCUAGCAUUGCACUAUGCGAAUAUAAUCACUCAAGUAGAUACUCUUGUCUCUCGAUCAAGUUCUAUGCCUCCAAAUUCAAGAGAUGCUUUAUACCAAGGGCUGCCACCAAGUAUAAAAUCUGCUCUGCGCUCCAAGUUACUGUCAUUCCAUACCAAGGAAGAGCUUACAGUUCCACAAAUAAAAGCCGAAAUGGAGAAGACUUUGCAGUGGCUUGUUCCCAUUGCUACUAACACAACCAAAGCUCAUCAUGGGUUUGGAUGGGUUGGAGAAUGGGCAAAUACAGGGUCUGAGGUGAACCAUAGACCUGCUGGUCAGACUGAUCUCCUAAGAAUUGAGACACUACAUCAUGCAGAUAAAGAUAAAACAGAAGCUUACAUUCUGGAACUUGUGGUAUGGCUUCACCAUCUUGUCAGCCAAGCAAGGGCUGCCAAUGGUGGAAUCAGGUCUCCUGUGAAGUCUCCAAUUCGGUCACCCAACCGGAAGGCAAUUCAGUUGUUAACAAGUAAGCCAAAUUCAAUGUCCCCACUGUUAACUAUUGAAGAUCAAGAGAUGCUUCGAGAUGUAAGUAAGAGGAAAAAGACACCUGGCAUAAGUAAGAGUCAGGAACUUGACACAGCGAGAACUAGGUUAAGUAAGCACCACAGGCUGAGUAAGAGCAGCAGCCAUUCUCCAACAAGUGAAAGUAAGAAAGAUCUCUUCCCUAUUCGGAGGCCAUCUUCAGUCCCUGUUAUUGAUUUUGACAUUGAUCGGAUCAAAGCCUUGGAUGUUAUUGAUCGUGUGGACACGAUAUGAAGUUCUUAAGCACAUGGCCCGGAUGAAGAUGUACAAGGUGAAGUUAGGCUUGCAACUGCACAGAUGCUUUAUCUGCUGCAAUUUUUCCAUUUUGGGGGCUACUCCGUUGCUUUUGUGCUGCAGAGUACUUUUUUUUGGCCAAGUUGGCAGGCAGACGAUGAGCAAUAUUAGGGAUUGCCUGUUUGUUUGUUGAAAUUAAGUCAGAUAAAUAUAUUGUUGUAGUAGGUCUUAAUUGUUUUAGAGAUGAAAAUGAUGAUGCUGAGCUAUAUAGUUUUUCCUAGUAUGUAUGUACAGAAAACUUAAAUUAUUUUAAAAAUAAUUGAAAAUUCCUGCAUUUGUUU